Alternaria alternata is the source of this 931-nucleotide messenger RNA. RefSeq lists its product as hypothetical. Bases 74 to 580 code for a protein of 168 amino acids. The record is from RefSeq and is a predicted model, not a curated record. NCBI's taxonomy places the organism in Eukaryota, Fungi, Ascomycota, Dothideomycetes, Pleosporales, Pleosporaceae. The transcript is spliced from 2 exons.
UUCUAUCCUCUUCAACUCUCACUCUUUUCAAUACUCACAACUUGAUAUCUGGAAUACUUCUGCCCUGUAUAACAUGAGAAAUCGCAUACUCAACGAUUCCAAAGAAGCCACAUCAUAUGUGAACAAGCACGUGUGGGAUAGGGGAAAGUUCUUGCUGGCGGUUGACGUCGAGGUGAUAACGCCUAACUUCGCCGAUAUGCCACUGGGCAGCGACCUUUCGACGCGCAACAUUCAGCAGAUUCAUAGGCCAAAACUGCAUAACAAGGCUGAUAGAAGGUUUGCGGAAGCCAUAGUAACGAGAGUGGAAAAGGAACGCAUGAAGCUACUUCGUGAACAGCAUAAGAACUUGGUGGUACUUCUCUUGCGGAUGGUCGAGACGAAACCGAAAUCAAAUACACUCAUUUUCGAUUUUGAGAAUAAACGAGAGACUUCUGCCGAUUUGGUUACCAAGCAAGUGGAUGUGGGCGAUCUGCAGGCUGAACGUGUGGAAAUCAAACGUUUUAAGAUCAACCGAGCAAGAGACGAUAUUCUCAGCUCCAAACGAAACGCCGGGGACGCUCGACGCGGAAAUCCCACUUGACCUGUCUUGAGCCGUGCGCUAGCCGUCGAACACUGUGCUCUUGUACGCGACGCUAUCAUAGAGGAUUCGACCGUCGACACAAUCAUCCACGAAGACGACAUAGACGGCAAUACUGUCGCACGUUUCAUCGCGUGCUUCUUGGUUCAAUCUGCCUACUCACGAUGUGGUCGAGAUCUCAGACGCAGGUCACCAGGGUCUGCUGGCCACAAAGAUAGAGUGGUCUAUGAAAGAACUGAAAGAUCUUUACAUGUUCGCACAUGCAAUGGAAGAUUCCGACGUGUGCGACAUGGUCAUUGACCAAAUUCACGAGGAGCUACAUCACCCCUGGUAUUGCCUAAGACGCUCCACAAC